Onychostruthus taczanowskii (white-rumped snowfinch) is the source of this 946-nucleotide messenger RNA. RefSeq names its product paired like homeobox 2B (gene PHOX2B). Gene Ontology annotation, biological process: regulation of transcription by RNA polymerase II. NCBI's taxonomy places the organism in Eukaryota, Metazoa, Chordata, Aves, Passeriformes, Passeridae. Gene Ontology annotation, molecular function: RNA polymerase II transcription regulatory region sequence-specific DNA binding; DNA-binding transcription factor activity, RNA polymerase II-specific. Bases 7 to 846 code for a protein of 279 amino acids. The record is from RefSeq and is a predicted model, not a curated record. The transcript is spliced from 3 exons.
UUUUCAAUGUAUAAAAUGGAAUAUUCUUACCUCAAUUCCUCUGCCUACGAGUCCUGUAUGGCUGGGAUGGACACUUCGAGCCUGGCUUCAGCUUAUGCUGACUUCAGUUCCUGCAGCCAAGCCAGUGGCUUUCAAUAUAACCCUAUAAGGACCACUUUUGGGGCCACCUCUGGCUGCCCAUCCCUCACUCCAGGAUCCUGCAGUCUCGGCUCUCUUAGGGACCACCAGAGCAGUCCAUACGCAGCAGUUCCUUACAAACUCUUCACCGACCACGGGGGUUUAAACGAGAAGAGGAAACAGAGGCGGAUCAGAACUACUUUCACCAGCGCCCAGCUCAAGGAACUGGAGAGGGUGUUCGCAGAGACUCAUUAUCCUGAUAUAUACACCCGGGAGGAGCUGGCACUCAAGAUAGACCUCACCGAGGCGAGAGUGCAGGUCUGGUUCCAGAACCGCCGCGCCAAAUUCCGCAAGCAGGAGAGGGCGGCGGCGGCGGCGGCGGCGGCCGCCAAGAACGGGGCGGCCGGCAAGAAGUCCGACGCCUCCCGCGACGACGAGAGCAAGGAGGCCAAGAGCACCGACCCCGACAGCACCGGCGGCCCCGGCCCCAAUCCCAACCCCGCUCCCAGCUGCGGCGGAGGCGGUGGCGGCGGACCCAGCCCCGCCGCGGGGCAGGGAGCGGCAGGCGGCGGGCUGGCGGCGGCGGGGCCGGGGCAGGGCUGGGCGCCGGGGCCCGGGCCCAUCACCUCUAUCCCCGACUCGUUAGGCGGCCCCUUCGCCAGCGUCCUCUCCUCGCUGCAGCGGCCCGGAGGCACCAAAGGCAGCCUCGUCAAGAGCGGCAUGUUCUGAGCGGCGGCGGCGGCUGCGGCGGCGGCCCCUCCCGCUCAUUAGUAUCCGCCGCCCUCCCAUAGCGAUGACCAGGGGCCCGGGCUGCGCCGGGCUCCGCGGG